UAUAAAUGCGCCUGCUGUGGCCUUUCUAGUCUACAGGAAGAGGUGACAAAGUUAUGAAUACAUACGGGACACGUAUCAUGCUCCGCAAGCAUGUCCGUGUCGCUGACCUCGCCCAAACAGAUUGCACUAUACCCACCGAGGAUGAUUAAGGCUGGUUCAGCCCACGAGGCGUGAGUAUGGCUCAUGAUAUUCGACCUCAUGUCUUUGCUGGUCCUCGGAGGUGCAAAAGAGUCGAGGUGCGGCAGGUCCCGACGCUGUGAGUCGCUUGAUGACACUGUGGUAGGCGAUGUUCCUCCCGAGGAUACAGAAGACCUUGGCCUGGCCCAUCUAUAGACUCUUUGUAGCCGUUAAUCUUUGCCCCUCUGCAGUCAAGAAGCGGUAAGACAUACUUAGGUAUCCCUACCAAAAACAUAAUUAUCAAAGCCAUAAGCGGGAGCAAGAUGGCAGCCAACCACGCCAGCAUUCCAUUGCUUGGUGCUCCGAUAUCUGGGCUACCUACAUCGGUGUUGGUAGGGCUCGACAUGGCUGCUGCAACAUGAAGCAGAAAGACAUUCCGGCGCCCGGGGGAAUGGCAGGGAUGCUGUGUUUGAUAUGACCUUUGGGCAUUUGAGCUAUUCAAUAAAAGCGAUCUAGACCGGCGGAUGCUGAGGGUUAUGAUAUGAUAUGAUAUGAUUGGCGUCAUCAGUCAGUAGUGUUUGUGGCGUCAGUAUCGUACCACGAAAGCCGCACAAUGUGGCCCGAGAAACAAGCCUCCUUCAACCAAUCACAGAACGCGGAGCUUUGUCCACGGACAUUUUAUCCUCUCAACUUCCUGGACCUUUUGCUCAGAUAAGUGACUGCCCACCAACCUUGUGACUAGCAUGUGAUGGGAGAGGGCAGUCUUUACAACGAAAAGAGAAUCAUGUGAGGAUGUUUUGUUCAAACAUCACAAGACGCUAGAGCGUUCCGUGACACUCCAGCAUGACGCAUCCGCGGAAUCACGAAUGAGAAGUAGUUGAGGCAAUGCCCAUCAUCUGGUCACAUCGUGAUAAGCUUUCCCUAGACUCGAGAUGCAGAUCGGUCAAAGAUCUAUCAACUAUAUGAAUGUUCAUCAUCAUGCAGAACAGCUCUGAACUCCUUUACCACAUCAUCCUGACCGUCAUCGACUUUCACAUCGAGCCCUCGGGGUCCAAACGAGCUAUCUACAUUCUCGGCACACGCGCGACCAUCGAAGCCGCCAAAGACUCGGCCUUCAGGGUCCUGCAUACUCUGAGAUACAAGCCUGAUGACUUUGUUGAAUACGCCGUCCAUUCAAGUCAUGUCGGAACCUGGGAUCACGGCAACGGGGUUCUCAUCUACGCCAAAGCCCCAGCAGGCCAGGUAUUCCUUGUCUCCAUCCAGGCAACGCCCAAUACCGAGAUGCUCCAGGCCGACCGCGACGGUGCGGUUCUACUACCCCACGGGGUACCCUCGCUGCACUACGUGACACAGACCGUCAUCGACUACAACAGGGAUCGGACCGGAUGCGUGCAGGAGAUGCAGAUAGAGGGAACCUUUGUUCACCGUGCUGCGGCCAGGACAGCAGCACGUAAGCUGCUAGACCCUCUUGACUAUGCAGAGUAUGACACACCGGAGAAGAUGAAAGAGGAGUGGCCUUACGGAGAGGACGUACUUGUGCAUGCAGUAGCGGAGAAUGGAGAGAAUACCACUAUUGAGAUCAAGACUGUUGUUGAUACGCAUCACAAACAUGGAAAGGAUAUCUAAGGAUCUACUUGUGGGAAGGAAUUUGUAUGGUGGAUGAGUGAGGCAUGCUUCUUGCCUUGAUGUAAUGAACUCUGAUUGGGAGAUUGUCUGAAUAUGAUGGUCCUGGCUAUUUGGGGCUUGUUUUACUGGAUUAGCAUGUUUAUCGUUGGCCUCUGAAAUUGUAAACUUUAUGCGGCUUCCUAUUAAUGAUCUCAUAAGAUAUUUAUUAAUCCUAAAAUAUACUUUAUUGCCUGUCGCAG
Molecule: messenger RNA, 1982 nt
Organism: Fusarium verticillioides 7600
Lineage: Eukaryota; Fungi; Ascomycota; Sordariomycetes; Hypocreales; Nectriaceae
Exons: 4
Coding region: 1084-1743 (219 amino acids)
Source: RefSeq, a predicted model, not a curated record